AUGACUAUUCAAAAUGCGCAAAUGAACGGAAAUCGCUUCCCAAUACCCUCAUCUUCACGCCUAUUCGCCUCCUCCGAAGCCUCGGCAGUAGAAGGCUUGGCAGCCAUCUGCUCCCAAGAAACAAAGCCAGAAGACUACCCACUCGCCGCCUCGAUUGAGAAGAAUGUGCCUAUCUAUGAUCUCCCCGCUUAUUCCAGCCUGACAAAAACGCAAUGCGAUGCUCUUCAGGACGAGUGGUAUCACGUGCUGAUCUCGGGCCCAGGCGUCUUCGUUACCAAGGGGCUCUACCGUGACAAAGCGCUGAUUGAUGCGGUAAACACAGCAUUCGCCUCCAUCAUCGAAGAAGAGAAGAAGUCAGAGACUGCAAAGGGCGACCACUUCGCGAGUGCAGGUACAAACGACCGUAUAUGGAACUCAUUCAGCAAGCAUGGCCUCACAGACCCGGCUUCAUUUGUCGAAUACUACUCGAACCCAUAUGUUGGCCUAAUCUCCAGCGCUUGGCUUGGACGGGGCUACCGUAUCACCGCGCAGGUCAACAACACCAAACCAGGCGCCUCUCCUCAGGUUUGCCAUCGGGAUUAUCAUGUUGGCUUCCAGACCGCGGAGGCGGCGGCCCAGAUCCCGCGCGCGAUGCAGAUCGCCAGCCAACUGCUCACCCUUCAAGGCGCCGUAGCUCACUCAAAUGUCCCUCUCGAGAGCGGGCCAACGCGGUUGCUACCUUUCAGCCAGACGUUUGAGGCUGGGUACAUGGCCUAUAGAAGGCCAGAGUUUAACGAAUUCUUCUUGAACAACUAUGUCGCUUUGCCGUUGGAGGUCGGCGACGGAUUAUUUUUCAACCCUGCACUUUUUCACGCGGCUGGCGAGAACAUAUCAACUGAUGUAUACCGGAUGGCAAACCUGCUGCAGAUCAGCAGCCCCUUCGGCAAACCAAUGGAGUCGGUUGAUGCUGUGCCGCUUGUGGAGAAGAGCUGGGAUCAUUUGGUCAAGUUGUAUGAAGCUCAGGAUCUGAGUGAUGAAGUGAAAGCGUUUUUAGCAGCUGUAGCUGAGGGUUACCCCUUUCCUACCAACUUGGACAAAAACCCACCACGGAACGAAGGCAUGGCGCCGGAGUCGGAGCAGGACAUUAUCACUAAGAAUUUGGUAGAGAAGCGAAGCAAAGAAGAGGUAGUACAUGCACUCAAGGAGUUUGUCACUAAGUCGCUAGCAUAG
Colletotrichum spaethianum is the source of this 1209-nucleotide messenger RNA. RefSeq lists its product as uncharacterized. The transcript has a single exon. Lineage: Eukaryota; Fungi; Ascomycota; Sordariomycetes; Glomerellales; Glomerellaceae. The coding region runs from base 1 to 1209 and encodes 402 amino acids. Gene Ontology annotation, biological process: fatty acid alpha-oxidation. The record is from RefSeq and is a predicted model, not a curated record. Gene Ontology annotation, molecular function: phytanoyl-CoA dioxygenase activity.